Messenger RNA from Mucor velutinosus, 1167 nucleotides. RefSeq lists its product as uncharacterized. Gene Ontology annotation, biological process: tRNA wobble position uridine thiolation. The transcript is spliced from 5 exons. Bases 1 to 1167 code for a protein of 388 amino acids. Gene Ontology annotation, cellular component: mitochondrion; cytosolic tRNA wobble base thiouridylase complex. Lineage: Eukaryota; Fungi; Mucoromycota; Mucoromycetes; Mucorales; Mucoraceae. Gene Ontology annotation, molecular function: tRNA binding. The record is from RefSeq and is a predicted model, not a curated record.
AUGGUCAAACUGUGUGUACUUUGUGCCAAGCGAAGAGCCGUUUUAAAGCGACCCAAAACUGGUCAGCAAAUCUGUCAAGAGUGUUUUUACUAUGUGUUUGAGACCGAGAUCCACCAUACAAUCCAAGAUACCAAUCUUUUUCAAAGAGGCGAGCGAGUAGCUAUUGGUGCUAGUGGUGGCAAAGAUUCCACUGUGCUUGCUCACAUUAUGAAGACAUUGAACGAUCGCUACGACUAUGGAUUGGAUUUGUAUCUACUUUCUGUGGAUGAAGGCAUUACAGGCUACAGAGACGAUUCAUUGGAGACAGUUAAGCGCAACCAACAACAAUACGAGCUUCCCCUAAAGAUUGUAUCCUACCAUGAGCUGUAUGGCUGGAGCAUGGAUGAAAUUGUCAGAGAAGUGGGUAGAAAGAACAAUUGUACCUACUGCGGUGUGUUUAGACGUCAAGCAUUGGAUCGAGGCGCUGUCAUGUUGGGUGUGAAUCAUAUUGUCACUGGCCAUAAUGCGGAUGAUAUUGCAGAGACUAUUUUGAUGAACAUCUUCCGUGGUGAUAUUGCAAGACUGGGUAGAUGUACCGAAAUCGUCACUCAAGGCGAGAGCAACAUCAAGAGAUCAAAGCCAUUCAAGUACACUUACGAAAAGGAGAUUGUCAUGUAUGCUUAUUUCAAAAAACUGGAUUACUUUUCCACCGAAUGUAUAUAUUCCCCCAAUGCCUACCGUGGUAAUGCUCGUACAUUUUUGAAGGAUUUGGAGGCUAUUCGACCCAGUGCUAUUGUUGACAUCAUCAAAUCUGGAGAGGCAUUUGAAGUCAAAUCUGGCACCAAGAUGCCUACACAAAAGACCUGCGAGCGUUGUGGAUACAUGUCUUCCAACUUAUUAUGUAAGGCUUGUUUGUUAUUGGAAGGUCUCAACAGAGGCUUACCUCAAAUGGGUAUUGGCAAGGAAUCCAAGGCACGCCGUGAGGAGAGGGAAAAGAACGCAACUGAGAACAAGGACAGAACAGCAACAGCAGUAAAGGUUACUCACUUUUCCGAGAUCCAAAGAGACGAAGAUCAGCCUCAACUGGUUCAACCCAAAAACCCAGAGGAUGUGUAUACACCACCUCCACGAGUGCCUGGAGGUAUCUUGCACGAUGCCAACUUACAGAAAAAGGAUGUUUCUUGGUAG